GGUGAUGGGGUUUGGGAGGUGACGGAGUUUGAUGGAGUGAGAGGGUUUGUCAACUGUUUAAGAGUGACGGGGUAGGUGGCAGGGUGCAGGAGAGUGACAGGGUUUGGCAGGGUGGGUGAGUUUGCAAAGUGAUGAGGGUCAGGCGAUUGGGGUGACAGGGUUUUUUGCAGGGUGGCAGGGUUUGGUAGGUGACAGGGUUUGGCGGAUGUUUGACAGGAGUGACAGGGCUUGUCAGAGGAGACAGGGUAGGUGGCAGGGUUUGGCAGGGAUGACAGGGUUUUGUGGGAUGACUGGCAGGUAGAGUAGGUGGCAGGGUUUGGCAGAGGUGGCAGGGUUUAGCAGGGGUGGCAGGGUUUGGCAGAGGUGGCAGGGUUUGGUAGGUGACAGAGUUUUGUGGGGUGACAGCAUUUGGCAGAUAUUUGACAGGAGUGACAGAGUAAGUUGCAGGGUUUGGCAGGGGUGGCAGGUAGGGGACAGGGUGGUCCCUGACAAAUCUGGAUCUGGAGGGGUGAUUGCGGGCCUCUCUUUUCUCCUCGCUCCAGUGAAUCCGUUGGCUGAUAUUUUGCUUUGAGUUUUUCGUGAUCUCAAAUUACAUUUGUAUUUAGGAGGGAGUUACAGACAGCGUAGGGAUAAAAUCCUGGGUUUUCUGUGUGAAAAGUGUGGGAGAGAUUUACUUUUGCAGUGAAGAAAAGUAGCUCACAAACAGUGCAGUUAGACCUAGGCUUUUACUCUUCUUUUGAAGAAAAAAGUAACUGCUAAUUUUUAAAAGGGGGUUAUGUUCUUCCAUGCUGGAGAUCUUCCUUCCUUCCAUGUUUAAAUCUGUGUGGUGCUUCAGGUUAUGGAAGUAAAAAUACUAACGUUCUACAGAGAGUUUUGAAUCAGUGUGAAUUUAAUUUGCCAUGAUUUGGUGGCAUUCUGGUUCUAGACAAGGUUCUGUAGCAAAAAAGUUAAUCUUUAGGGACACCAAAGCAGUGGUUAUUUAGCCAGGCUGCAGCUGAACCCUGCCCCAGCCACUCGUGCUGGCACUGUCAUUUCUGUGACUUCACAGUUUUAGUCAGGUGAAUUUUCGUUCAGCUUGGUUGCCCAAUACAGCUCAGUGUGCAAAUCUGUGAGUUUUAGAGCCAGCAUGAGAGAGGCACAAUAAAAAGUGGUGGGGGAGGCAAGGAGCAUGGAACUAGCCUUUUUGACUUCAGUCUCGACUUAACAUCCAGUUGGAGUGCUUUGUAAUGACAGCUGAACAUGCUAAUAGAAAUUAAUUUAAAGGGUUCUGUUUUGGUAAUAACUUAGUGCUUUUGCAAAACUAAAAGAGUACCCAUACUUUUCUGUUUUACAUGAUUUAUCUGUUAAAAUAAUGUUUAAGAUCUGUAUAUCACUACAUGCACAUGUUUUCUUGAUUAGCCUUAGAUCUUAGACCUAGUAAUUUUUUCUUCCACGUACUGUGGAGCUUGAUACUAUCAACAUUUUUUACUUUUGAUUGGUUACUUACCUUUUUAUACUACUUUGUUAGUUCUGUUGCAGCAAUUUUCUGUUAGUCUUUUUACCAGUAAGACUAAUACUUGAAACUUACAUAUACUUUUUAAGAAAGGCAUGCAAUUCUAGUGUACUAUUUCUCGUCUCAUACUAAUCAGCUGAUGACCAUCUAUUUAUGUCAAGCUGCACUUUAAGCUUCUUACUUAUGCUGUUAGGCCUGUUACUUAUCUAGCAACGCUUACAGCCUAAACUAAGAGCUGAAACAAAUGGACUAGUGUGUGAUGGAGUAGUCCUUUUAAUAAGGUAAUUAUUUUUAAAAUCUCCAAAGCUAACAGAAAGUGCAUUUACAAAGGUGUUUCUGCUGCUUGUUGGUAUCUAUAAGGGCCUUUCCCCCCACCCGGAGAGAGAAAUUGACACUCUGAGACUCACAUGCACAAGAGCAUCCCAUUGGAAAUAUUUAGAAACUUCUUUUCUUUUUUUGGUGAGGUUAUGUCCUAUAUCAGCUUCUGUUUUCAGAAGUUAUUGUUCCCAACAGGACAAAUGACUAAGUUACACAUGUCCUCCCAGCUGAUGCAGUUUUAAGGCCAGUAUACUAAGGUGUUAAGGAAGAAAUCAGCACACCUGCAGACAGGUACUUCUGCAUGAACAAAAACUGAGGACAGAAAAAGAGCUUCAGUUUCAGAGGAGAGUUCCCUUUUAUGGUCUUGCUGCAAACAUAAAUUAACCAAUCCUAAAGGAUGCAGGAAGAUCAUACAAAAGCGUAGGUGCCAACUACAGCAGAGGGAGUUACAGUAGCAGCUCUGAAGAUGCCUUCAAUGUUUGACAAAGAACCUUUCCAGAUACACUGCGGAUAUUAAGUCAUUGCCACCCAACAUAAAGGAUAAACUGAUUAAAUUAAUGAGUAGACAAGGGCAAAUAACCGAUUCAAAUAUCAGUGAGGUAUUGCACCCUGCCGUUGAGUCUCUAGACCUCCGAGACUGUGAUAUUUCAGAUAAUGCAUUGUUACAGCUUUAUAACUGCAAGCAAUUGAAAAAAAUCAACUUAAAUUCUUGCAAAGAAAACAGAUUGGGAAUCACUUCAGAAGGUGUCAUAGCUCUGGCUUUAUCCUGUCCUUACCUGCGUGAAGCGUCUUUUAAAAGGUGCUGCGAUAUAACCGACAGUGGAGUUCUUGCUCUUGCGCUCAACUGCCAGUUCCUACAAAUAGUGAACUUAGGCAGCUGUUCAGGCGUUAUGGAUGCAUCCUUGCAGGCACUAGGAGAGAACUGCAGAUUUCUUCACAGUGUGGACUUUUCAUCUACUCAGGUAACAGAUGAUGGCGUGAUAGCACUAGUGAGUGGAACAUGUUCAAAGAAUUUAAAGGAGAUCCACAUGGAACGGUGUGUGAAUCUGACUGAUGUUGCUGUAGAAGCAGUCCUCACUUGUUGUCCGAAGAUACAUAUUUUUCUGUUCCAUGGAUGCCCAUUGAUAACAGGGGAGAAGUUGGAGCUGGAGGGGCAGGGAGAGAGCUUCAGCGCAGGAGCUGCUCCUCGGGCUGUGCCCAGGACCGCCUGCCUGCUGACUUGCAGGAAGCUGCCAGAGCCCCCCUUCUCUACCUGCUGGCUCCUGUUGGAGGCAGGAUACCAAGGAGGAUGGACUCUGGUUUUUAUGCACCAUAUAAGAGUGACCGUUCCCGAGAUGUUUUAGAGCAGCUAGUUGUAUCAAACAAAAUCAAGCAAGUGACAUGGACUGUUUACUGAUUACUUUGUGUGUGUGUAUAUAUGAGUGUAAGGUUUACAGAUGAGAAAGCUGUUUCAGAAAACAGCCACCUCUGGAAAAUAGCUGCCCUGCUGGUGACUUUUGUACUGCCAGAUGGCUUCACUCCUUGUUCCCGCCAGAGGUCUCUGUCGCCAUUCCAGUCCUCGCUCUCUGAGUCAGGGCUUUGUAGUGUCUCUGCUUAGAGCCUGGUCUUUUUUUGCAUCACUGAUCAUAUUGCAUUAAGAAGAGAGUUAAAUUAUAAUUAAUAUUACUGUAUCAUCUCUCAGCCUCCUUGAAGGAUCAGAUUAGGCUACUAAACAUCUUACUCUUUGCUACUUAUACAAACACACUUUAAAUCCCUGUCCUGAGUUUAUAAUCUGAGAGGGUAGUCACGAUUAAAAAUACCAAGCACAGUAACACUUAUGCAGAAGUGUCUGUAAAGUUAGGGUUUAUUUCUGAAAAAAGUGAGCAGACAAAACUAAUAAAUGGAGGUGGCAUUACCAGCAAUGCAAGUAUAUUUUAAGUAGUAACAAGUAGUCUCCUUUCAUGAUGUACUUUGCUGGGUCUGGAGGAAAAACAGUAGAUACAUUUAUUUAUGGUGUUACUGAUGCUGCAGGUUUCUUUUUUUAUUUACCAUCAAAUACUGGAUUUUUACAGUUCCAAAAGAACAGUCUGUGAACAUAAAAACAUAAAAUUGUCUUGAAAUUAUUGUGGUCAUUUAAGGAAUUUCAGAAUAGUAGUCAUGACCAAUAACAGAAUUCUGUAUAUGGGUAAAUACUCAUUUGCUUUGGCUUUUGCCUGUAUUCCUAUGUAAAAAUGUUUAGCGGGGACAAAAUGCUGCUCCUUAUAAGCAUAGCUGAGGGUGAAACAGGACCAGACAUAGGCUCUGAGCACAUGAAUCUCAGGACAGUAGAGUUCAGCAGAGUAUGUGUUCUGCUGUAUGCAGUUCAUUACAUCUACAGUGGCUUACAGAUAUUGAAAAUAUAUCUAUUUAUGUAUUGUUCAAUUGUAGUCAUAUUUAAAAGCAAAGUUCCGUUUUUGAAGUGUAGACAAGUUUCUUACAUGAUGUACCAGGGGUCUUAUCACAAUUAUAAGUCAUACUUAGUGGGUCUGUUGAAGCAAGAAAUGUCUAGUGAGUCUUUUAUAUGAUUUCUACAUUAAGCUUAAAAAUGCUAGUCAUUUUGGUGUUACACAGGGUGGGGGGUAGCACACUAUGUUGAUACUCUGCAUCUGGAACUAACAGGACUUAGCUGGGGAGGUCUUACAUGAAUCUGGUGACACUUAGAAACCUGUGAGGUUAGGCAACCAUUAGGAAUAUGUUUACUUUAUAAUCCAACACAACACUGUCACAGGCCACACUCACUUUAGGUGUCACAGAAAUAAGAGAGUCUUCUAAUCUAUUUAAAGUUCAUGUCAAACUGCAUGGAAGAUAGUAAUAUGUAUAUAUAUGUUACUAUAUAUAUGUUGCAUCAGUAAUAUUAAAGGAUAUUAUGAAGUCUGACAACAAUCUCUGUUCUUCUGUUGGUUUUAUGGGUUAGGGAAGAGCAAAUUCUAUUUAGUAAAAGUGCUAAUGCAUAAUCAUUUUCAAACUCAGGGGCCUAAAUUCCUAACUCUGGGUCCAUGCAGUACUAUGUCUCAGUGCAGAGAGGACUGUGUUCCCACGAUAGCUAUAGGUAUAACUUCAUCAGCGCAAACCAGUCCUAUAGACAGAAGUUGCUGGUUUUGCUACAUUAGUGUACAUAGCAACUAGCACCUAAAGGCUGCAGUUGCAGCAAAUUGUUGGACCAGAUAAAGGCCUAAGAACCUAAAUGUAUACUUAGUUUUAACCAUCCAGGUUUGAAAACUGGCUUUAUUCCCUUUUUUGUCUAAAGACGAUUUGCAUUGUUUCCAUAUAGGUCCCUGUAGUUCAGUAGGUAGCAGCGCUGACAUGCUCAGUCAUCUUGUCAAACAAGUAACACAUAAAGCUAGCUGUCCUUGCUGCAGGAAAUGUGCUGCAAAAAGAGUAAGUAGACUCAUAAGAUAUAACUCAUAAGAUAACUGAAGGGGCCUCAGGAGGUCUCUAGUCUAACUUUCUACCCAAAGUAGCGCCAGCUCUGAGCUCAGACCAGGUUGAUUAUGGCUUUAUCCAGUUGGAGCUUGAAAAACUGAAGAGGACACAGCCAUGAACAACCUCUCCUUGCAACCUGUUCCACUGUUUGACUGUUCUUACAGUGAAAAAUUUCUUCCUUACAUCUAGUCUGAACCUCUUCUGUUUCAGCUUAUGGCCCUCAUCUCUUGUCUUCCUACCAUGCACUGCUGGGUAGAGCCUGGCUCCAUCUUCUUGAUAACCUCCUUGUAGGUACGGGCAGGUUGCUGCUAUAUCCCCCUGAAGCCUUCUCUUCUAGAGGCUGACCAAGCCCAGCUCCUUCAGCCUCUUACUGCAGGGCAUAUAACCAUAAUAUGGAGCAGUAAGAGUUGUCAGAUUGCCAUUUCAAGUGCUACAUCCAGAAAGAAAAUUACAAAUGGAGAUAAAGCAGCUAAAGAUGGAAGACCACCAGAGUUUCUAACAGUAAAGGAACCGUAAAAAAAAAUCCUAUUUGUGGGACAGUGUUACUUCUAGUCUCACAGGCUAACCUGGCCUUUUUUCCCCUUGUUACUGGAACCCUGGCUUUGUUACAGUGAUGGUAAAUAGAGUUUACGUUCUUUCCUUAAAAAUGCAUGCAGAUGUACUGUGUUCUCCUAUCAGCCCUUUCUAAAUGUAUAACUUUGUGGUGUAUCUUCACCUUGUGCUUGAAAGCCUAGAAAACACAGAGAUGAAUCAUAAUGCUGUAUUCUUAAGUUUGGAAGUUAACAUAUAUCACUUUAAAUCCUUCACUGCCAGAGGCUGAGUCUGCUCUCUCAUGGAUUUGGUACUAUCAUAAUUCCACUGAAUUUUUUUUGAUUCAGGUUAAAUCAGAGUCAGUUUCAAUAAAUGUUUACAAAUACUGUUGGAAGUGGGAGAAGAACAUCAUGUAUAGCCUUAUCACUUCAUAUUCUAUAUUGUAUUUGGAUGUUGUUACCCUUGUAAAUAGUUGGAUGAGAAUAUUCAAGUAUUGUUUUGAAGAUUAAAUUUUGUCUCUGACUGGUUCA
Dromaius novaehollandiae (emu) is the source of this 6312-nucleotide messenger RNA. RefSeq names its product antagonist of mitotic exit network 1 homolog (gene AMN1). Lineage: Eukaryota; Metazoa; Chordata; Aves; Casuariiformes; Dromaiidae. The transcript is spliced from 10 exons. Gene Ontology annotation, cellular component: cytoplasm. The record is from RefSeq and is a predicted model, not a curated record. Gene Ontology annotation, molecular function: protein binding. Bases 2368 to 3153 code for a protein of 261 amino acids.